Molecule: messenger RNA, 1803 nt
Organism: Knipowitschia caucasica
Lineage: Eukaryota; Metazoa; Chordata; Actinopteri; Gobiiformes; Gobiidae
Source: the annotation of a GenBank genome assembly
AUGGAAAAUAAAGUCGAGUAUGCCGUCCUGGAUGAGUUUGAAGACUUCUAUGAGGACUUUUUGGACCCUGAUGCCGGCAGCUUUAAGUCUGACGUCAUAGCACAACAAGGGCAAGCCGAUGACGAGGCUGUGGCUUUCUCCUAUGAGGAGUUUGACAAUGAUGUGGAUGCCCUGCUAGAGGAGGGUAUGCCGGUGCCCAAAAAGAUGCGUCCAUCAGAAGAACCAGAUGGAGGAGACAGUGACCACCAGUCGGACGGAGAGGGAGGUGUCCAGCCCAUGAUGACCAAAAUAAAGACUGUUCUCAAGAGUAGGGGGCGUCCUCCCACUGAGCCUCUCCCUGAUGGAUGGAUCAUGACAUUCCAUAACUCCGGCAUUCCAGUCUACCUGCACAGAGAGACCAGAGUGGUGACCUGGUCCAGACCCUACUUCCUGGGCACCGGGAGCAUAAGGAAACACGACCCUCCCACGAGCAGUAUCCCCUGUCUGCACUAUAAGAAUAUGAGGGAACAGGAGGAAAAGGAGCUCAACGGUGAAGUAACCUCCAACGCCAACGAGUCUCUAGUUAAACCCAGUCAAGUGGACAAUGAAGCCGUGAUGAGCAGUACUACACCCAGCUGUCCAUCAGGGGAUGCAGAUGACGCAGACGUGCCCUCCUCCAGUCAGCCUGAAUGUUUAGGAGAAGCUGAGGCCCAACCCGUGAGAAAAGACCCGCAGUUAUGUGACACCGCACAUGGGGCUCUGGGACAGGUCAAGGCCAAGGUGGAGGUCUGUAAAGACGAGUCCAUAGAACUUGAAGAUUUCCGCCGUUACUUGGAGAAGCGUUUUGACUUUGAACAAGUCACGGUGAAGAAGUUUCGCACGUGGGCUGAGCGCAGGCAGUUCAACAGAGACAUGAAGAGGAAGCAGGCGGAGUCAGAGAGGCCCAUUCUGCCCGCCAAUCAAAAGCUCAUCACACUCUCUGUCCAAGAUGCACCCACCAAGAAAGAAUUUGUUAUCAACCCGAAUGGCAAGUCUGAAGUCUGCAUCCUUCACGAAUAUAUGCAACGUGUCCUAAAAGUUCGACCUGUUUACAACUUUUUUGAAUGUGAGAACCCAAGUGAACCCUUUGGAGCGUCUGUUAUUAUUGAUGGAGUAACCUAUGGUACAGGAACUGCAAGUAGUAAAAAACUUGCCAAGAAUAAAGCUGCUCGUGCCACACUGGAAAUCCUCAUCCCUGACUUUGUGAAGCAAACCUCAGAGGAGAAGCCGGUGGAGGGAGAUGAAUUGGAGUAUUUUAAUCAUAUCAGUAUAGAGGACUCAAGAGUUUACGAGUUGACCAAUAAAGCAGGACUACUUUCGCCAUAUCAGAUACUACACGAGUGCCUUAAAAGAAACCACGGUAUGGGGGACACUAGCAUUAAAUUUGAAGUGAUUCCGGGGAAAAACCAGAAGAGUGAAUACGUGAUGACCUGUGGGAAGCACACCGUACGAGGCUGGUGUAAAAACAAACGAGUUGGGAAACAAUUGGCGUCUCAAAAGAUUUUGCAAAUGCUUCAUCCACAUGUGAAAAACUGGGGUUCACUGCUGAGAAUGUACGGCAGGGAGAGCAACAAGAUGGUGAAGAAGGAAAGCUCCGACAAGAGCGUCAUCGAACUUCAGCAGUACGCCAAAAAGAACAAGCCAAACUUGCACAUCUUGAACAAACUGCAAGAGGAAAUGAGAAAACUGGCCAAACAGAGGGAGGAGACCAGGAACAAACCUAAGAUGACCAUUAUGGAAUCGGCUCAGCCCGGCAGCGAACCCCUCUGCACUGUUGACGUUUGA